Drosophila montana is the source of this 3280-nucleotide messenger RNA. Its product is annotated as xaa-Pro aminopeptidase ApepP. Bases 19 to 2058 code for a protein of 679 amino acids. The transcript has 6 exons. NCBI's taxonomy places the organism in Eukaryota, Metazoa, Arthropoda, Insecta, Diptera, Drosophilidae. The record is from RefSeq and is a predicted model, not a curated record.
UGCGUCGUUGCCGCAGAGAUGCCCGGCGGCUAUCGCCGUGAGAUUUGCCAGUACCGCAAGGGCAGACCGAUGCAGCCGACGAGCGCGUAUCGCAGCCGACUGCUGGCGAUGCGCGAGCAGAUGUUGAUACGCGCCACGCUGGAGGGGCCUGAGAUCUAUGGCUAUAUACUGCCCUCGACGGAUGAGCAUCUGAAUCAGGAGGUGGCGUCGCGCGAUCAGCGUCUGCUCUAUCUCAGCGGCUAUACGGGCAAUCGGGCCGUGGCGGCCGUCACGCAGGGCGGCGCCGCCAUUUGGCUGGAGCAUCGCUUUGUGCAGCAGGCGGACGGGGAGCUGGACUGCGACUGGCAGAUCUAUCUGGCGGGCGGCAAUGUCAGCAUCGCCGACUGGCUCGGCGGCCAGCUGCACAUGAACAAGCGCAUCGGCGCCGAUCCGCAGCUGGUGCCGCAUCAUCUGUGGAUCACCUGGGAGCGGCAGCUGGCCGACAAGUUCCUCAAGCUGAUCAAGAUCAACAGCAAUCUGGUCGACAUGAUUUGGGAUGCGGAGCGACCGGAACCGCCCAAGGAUCAUGUCAUCCAGGUGCAAACGCUCGACUUUGCCGGCGAGAAGUGGGAGGACAAAAUCAACGAGCUGCGCGGACGACUCGCUCACCUGGGCUGCGAUGCCAUGAUUGUCACCUCGCUGACGGAGAUCGCCUAUUUGCUGAACAUCCGCGGCACAGAUAUUCCCUACACGCCCGUUGUCAAGUCCUUUGUCAUUGUCAGCCAGGACGAGAUUUUCUUCUAUGUGGAUCACGGCAAGAUUAGUCUCGGCAUCGAUCUGCAUCUGCGCACCGAUUGCUACAACGAGAACUGCGUCAAGAUUAAGAAGUACAAGCAAAUUUGGAGCGAUAUACGAACGUAUGUGCAGAUCUGGAAGCGUGUACUUGUGCCGGCGCCCUGCGUCCAGGAGCCGGGUGCCUCGGAGGCCAUUUACUCGGCCGUGCCUGCCAAGAAUGUUCUGGAGCACAUCUCGCCAAUUAUCUUUAUGCGCGCUCAGAAGAACAUCGAGGAGCAGGAGGGCAUGCGCAUGGCCCAUAUACGCGACGGCGCUGCCAUUUGCGAGGCAAUGAGCAAUCUGGAGACCAGAUUCUAUACGGAGCAAUGGACCGAGGAGAAGAUCAAGUACGAGCUAGACCUGUGGCGCCUCUCCCAGAUCCAUGCCAAGGGCCUGUCGCUGCGCACCGUGGUCGCCUACGGCGAGCACUCGGCCCUGCCCUACUACAUAUCCAGCAAUGUGACCAACAUCGAGGUCUCCGACCAGAGUCUCCUGGUCAUCGAAUCCGGCGGCCAGUAUCUGGAGGGCACCACAGACGUCUCGCGCACCUUCAUCUUCGGCGAGCCGACGCGCGACAUGAAGCGGGCCUAUACGGCCGUGCUGGCGGGCAUUCUGCAUAUAUCGGACCUGAUAUUUCCCGCCUCGGUGAAGCCGUCCGGCCUGGACAGCGUGGUGCGCGCCAAGGUCUGGCACGAGAUGACCGACUAUCCGCAGGCAACCGGACACGGCAUUGGCGCCUACGGCUCCGUCGAGGAGCCUCCCAUCUCGGUGGCCUAUGGCCAGAACAGCAGCUUCCACUUCAAGCAGGGCUACUUCUUCUCCAGCGAGUCCGGCUUCUAUAAGCGCGACGAUUACGGCGUGCGCAUCAAGAACGUGCUGGAGGUGUUGGACACGGGAAAGACGACCACAAGCGGCGAGCACUUUUUAGCAUUCCAAUCUGUCACCCUGGUGCCGUACGAGCCGAAGCUCAUCGAUGGCUCCAUGCUGAGCUCGGAUGAGAAGCGCAUGCUAAAUAAAUACAAUGCCAAAAUCCGGAAUCAAAUUGGCGACGAGCUGAAAAGACUCGGCAACAUGAAGGCCUUCUACUGGAUGAUGAACAAGACGCGACACAUACGCGAAUAUCUGCCCGAGGAUGAGUACCGUGCCGCAAUGGGCGGCGGUUGCCAUAGCCACGCCCAGCUUCCAUUGCUGGCCCUUGGUCUGAUGAUCUUGUUGGCCUUCAUCCAGCCCGAGCGGCAUCAAUAGACGCGAUCUAGAUAAGUGUGCGUGUGUGUGCGUGUGCGUGUGCGUGUUUGUGUGUGUAAUUAUGUAGUUUUAGUUAGCAAUGCAAAUUAAUCGAAGAGAGAAUCUGGGACUAACAAUUAACGAGAAAGAAGGGCUAUCUUCGGCAUGCCCUUGCAGACCCAACCUUUUUCAGAAUGCCAAGUAUCUAAGAAGCACAGGGAAAAUAGUUAAUUCGGAGUAUGGUAAGGAUAUCUUAAAAACCAAAAAAGUUUUCCAUACAACAACUUCAUUUUCGACCGAUCGUUAGUAUGGCAGCUAUAUGAUAUAGUUGUCCCAUGUUGUUAGGAUUUUGCAUAUAUAUGAGAAGCAUAGUAAAACUAAUUAAUGCCAAGUUUGGUCAAGAUAUCUUGAAAAACAAAAAAGUUUUCCAUACAAGAACCUACUUUACGACCGAUCGUUCCUAUGGCAGCUAUAUGAUAUAGUAGUCCGAUGUUGAUAGGAUUUUGCAUAUUUAUGAGGAGCAUAGUAAAACUAAUAAAUGCCGAGUUUGGUCAAGAUAUCUUGAUAAACAAAAAAGUUUUCCAUACAAGAACCUACUUUACGACCGAUCGUUAGUAUGGCAGCUAUAUGAUAUAGUUGUCCCAUGUUGUUAGGAUUUAGCAUAUAUAUGAGAAGCAUAGUAAAACUAAUUAAUGCCGAGUUUGGUCAAGAUAUCUUGAAAAACAAAAAAGUUUUCCAUACAACCUACUUUACGACCGAUUAUUCCUAUGGCAGCUAUAUGACAUAGUGGUCCAAUCCAGUUGGUUCCGACAUAUGAGAAACUAGCUCGCAUAGAAACAAACAGACGGAGAGACAAUAUCGACUUGGCUGUUGAUACUGAUCAAGAAUCUAUAUACUUUAUGGGGUCGGAGAUGUCUCCUUCUAUGCGUUACACAUCUCACGACAAUAUUAUAAUACCCUCUGCAAGGGUAUAAAAAAUACCAUUAUUAACUGUUAGCAUCUAUUAAAGUUGUUCGGCUCGAUCCGUGAAUUCCAUCCACAGCCUGUUGCUAAACUUAAACCAAUGCAAAUACGUAAUUAAACUGUAUAAAAUUACUUAACUACAAUUAAAUUACCAAAAAAAAUAUCUGUUAAAUUUCCUAUAUUAAUAUAUAAACAAUAUCUAUCUUAGUUAAGAAAUAACGCUGUAUAUUUUUCUAAAUGUGAUUAAACGUAAAAUUUAUCGAAAGUCUACCAAAAUUAA